Salvelinus sp. IW2-2015 is the source of this 2593-nucleotide messenger RNA. The record is from RefSeq and is a predicted model, not a curated record. NCBI's taxonomy places the organism in Eukaryota, Metazoa, Chordata, Actinopteri, Salmoniformes, Salmonidae.
ACCCAAUAAUAGAUUACUCAAAGGGCGGAUACAACCUAUCGCGCCAUUAUCACUGAGGAGCAGUCGGCCAAAGGACCUAAUUUCUUCAGUUUGGUAAUUUGUCUUUGCCAAUAUUUGUYGUAGCCUAUAUUGCAUKUUUUUUUUGCCUUCACCUUGGAAUUGGAAUAUUUUUGUUUGUACAUCGAAAAUGGGCUACAUUGGAUUUACAGUUUCAGCUUUUGUCCUCCAUCUGGCUUUUGUUCUAUCCCAAAUACGCAUCAGCAAUGGCGAUAUGACCUAUUCCAUUCCAGAGGAGAUGAAACGCGGAUCUGUGGUCGGAAAUAUAGCCAAGGAUCUUGGGUUGGAUGCUAAGAGACUGUCGGCUCGAAAAGCUCGUUUAGAAGAGGACGGAACUAAACACUUCUGUGACAUUAACCUGAAUUCGGGAGAUCUGGUUGUCGCUGAAAGAAUUGAUAGGGAGCAGCUUUGCGGUCCGAGGAUUUCAUGUGGGCUAAAGUAUGAAAUGGUUCUUGAAAGUCCRUUAGAAUUGCAUCGCAUAUCUCUUCAGAUUCAGGAUGUGAACGAUAAUUCACCACAGUUUGCAGAUGAUGUUAUCAAWUUYGAAAUAASGGAAUCAGCUSAUAAAGGUGAACGUUUCCCCAUUAAUGAGGCCCACGAUGCAGAUAUAGGUCAGAAUGCAGUUCAAAGCUACUCUUUGCAAAGGAAUGACCAUUUUGUCUUGAAUGUUCAUACUAAUCGAGAUGGAGGUAAAUACGGUGAGUUAGUGUUAGAAAAGGAGCUGGACCGAGAACAACAGCAGGAGGUGACGUUGUUACUUACGGCUGUUGAUGGUGGGACCCCACAGAGAUCUGGUACUGUAGUUAUACACGUUACUGUGUUGGAUGCUAACGAUAAUAUUCCAGUAUUUAGCCAGGACSUGUAUAKGGUCAGUCUACCAGAAAAUUCUCCGUUGGGCACCAUAGUAGCUACAGUCCGCGCAACUGAUGUAGACGAGGGYGCAAAUGGCGAGGUAACAUAUGAUCUAGGUCGAAUUUCUGAUGAGUUGAAGAAUUUGUUUCAACUCGAUAGUAAAASUGGGGUUAUAAAUCUGUCUGGACCGAUUGAUUAUGAGGAGCAGCCCAUUUAUGAGCUGCGCGUCCUCGCCAAAGAUGGUGCAGGUUUGGUGUCAUACACAAAAGUACUGAUAGAUAUUACUGACGUAAACGACAACGCACCAGUGAUAUUAAUUAAAACUKUGACCAAUCCAAUUCCAGAGAAUGUGUUACCUGGUACAGAGGUGGGSAURAUUAAUGUACAGGAUAAAGACUCGGAGGGAAAUAGACAGGUCCGCUGCUCCAUUCAACAAAAUGUUCCMUUCAAARUAAACCCCUCAAUCAAAAACUACUAUUCUCUGGUAACAACGAGUGAACUCGACCGUGAGAUAAUAUCAGAUUACAACAUAACUAUCACUGCCACCGACGAGGGGUCUCCACCUUUAUCCUCCUCAAAGAUCAUUAAUUUAUCUGUAUCAGACGUGAAUGACAACCCACCUGUGUUUGACGAACCAUCCUACAGCACCUAUGUGACUGAAAAUAACAAACCUGGCUCCUCUAUGUGUUCUGUUACUGCCAGAGACCCAGACUGGAGACAGAACGGUACUGUGGUCUAUUCUCUAUUGCCUAGUGGUGUCAACGGUGUCCCGGUGUCCUCAUUUGUAUCCAUUAACGGAGACACGGGGGUGAUCCAUGCUGUGAGAGCAUUUGAUUAUGAGCAGUUUAGGAGCUUCAAAGUCCACGUUUGUAGCCAAGAACAUGGUUCUCCUCCACUCAGCAGUAACGUGACUGUGAGUGUCUUCAUAACAGAUGAGAAUGAUAACUCUCCCCAGAUAUUAUACCCUGCUCCAGCAGGGAACUCCUUGAUGACUGAGAUGGUCCCCAAAGCUGCUCUGGCGGGGUCACUGGUUACCAAGGUGAUAGCUGUGGAUGCUGACUCUGGACAAAACGCGUGGCUUUCAAUACACAUUGUGAAAUCGAUUGAUCCGGGACUUUUCACUAUUGGUCUCCACAGUGGAGAGAUCAGGGCCCAGCGGGACAUUUCUGAAUGCAGUAUGAAGCAGAACCUUGUUAUAUCAGAAGAUAACGGACAGCCCUCUCUCUCUACAACCUGCGAUGUAUAUUUACUCAUAUCAGAUAACUUGGCUGAAGCAGAACUGAAAGACAUGACUUAUGAGGAUAGUUCCAAACUAACUUCCUAUCUGAUCAUUGCACUGGUCUCUGUCUCCACCUUUUUUCUGACUUUCAUUAUUCUCAUCCUGGCCGUGAGGUUUGGCCGCAGUAGAAAGCCUAGAAUGUUGUUUGAUGGAGCAGUCGCCAUUCCCAGCGCGUAUUUCCCUCCCAACUAUGCAGAGGUGGAUGGAGCUGGAACUCUGCGCAGUUCUUACAAUUAUGAUGCAUACAUGACAACGGGCUCACGCACCAGUGACUUCAAGUUUGUCAGAUCUUACAAUGACAACACGCUGCCUGCUGACCAGACACUUAAGAAGAAUCUAAAUGAACCUUUUGGAGAAAACAUUAUCACGUUCAACACCGUGGGGAGUGUGAGGUGGAUUUCAUAG